AUGGCUCCUCUUAGGGAGCUUCCUCUUCCUUUUUGGCUUUUAACCUCCUUCGCAUGCUUGCUGCUGGUUUGUCAAUGCCGGGUUGGGUCGCUGUCGGUAGAGAGAUCCACGUACAUAGUCCACAUGGACAAGUCUGUCAUGCCCAAGCCCUUCACCAGCCACCACCACUGGUACUCCUCCACCGUCAAUUCCCUGAGGUCCGUGGGACAGGCAGCGUUAGAUGGCUCUCGUUUAAACCCGAGGCUCCUAUACUCUUACGACAACACCCUUCACGGUUUCAGUGCAGUCCUCUCCGUCGACGAACUAGAGGCUCUAAAGAAGUCCCGUGGCUUCGUCUCCGCUUACAGUGAUAAGGUUGUCACUCUUCACACCACACACACCACCGACUUCCUCUCCCUCAACCCCACUUCCGGACUCUGGCCUGUUUCUGGCUAUGGUGAGGACGCGAUCGUCGGAGUUGUUGACACCGGCGUUUGGCCGGAGAGCAAGAGCUUCGCGACGAGGGCAUGGGUAAAGUUCCAUCAAGGUGGAAAGGCGUGUGUGAGGUGGGAGAACAGUUCAAUUCCUCCUUGUGUAACUCGAAGUUAA
Messenger RNA from Thlaspi arvense, 588 nucleotides. NCBI's taxonomy places the organism in Eukaryota, Viridiplantae, Streptophyta, Magnoliopsida, Brassicales, Brassicaceae. The record is from the annotation of a GenBank genome assembly.